This is a messenger RNA of Leptosomus discolor (cuckoo roller), 3603 nucleotides long. RefSeq names its product ubiquitin protein ligase E3B (gene UBE3B). Gene Ontology annotation, biological process: protein polyubiquitination; ubiquitin-dependent protein catabolic process. The record is from RefSeq and is a predicted model, not a curated record. NCBI's taxonomy places the organism in Eukaryota, Metazoa, Chordata, Aves, Leptosomiformes, Leptosomidae. Gene Ontology annotation, molecular function: ubiquitin protein ligase activity.
GUUGGCUGCCAUGAUGCCUGGUCCCCUUAAACGUACGCUUUGGCAGGUUAUAAAAAUGUUCAGUGCGAGCCAGUCCUCCAAAGCCCAGUUCCUCGACAAGGCGCGCCAGGCUCGGGAGGAGCGGAGGGAGCUGAAGGAGAGGGAGCGCGCCGCAGUCCAGGUCCAGGCUUUGAUCAGGAGGUUUCUCUGUCGCUGCCGCCUGCAGAGGGAGAUCAGGAGAGAAGUGGAGGAUUUCUUUGGGGCAAAUGAAUCUGUCUCAAGUAAAAGAAGUGCUCUUUCUGUCUUCAGAAUUGCCAGGAAGCUGCUGUUUGUGUUUAAUCAUAAAGAGGACAAAGAGAGAUUUGAAAAGCUGUGUCGUUGCAUUCUUAACAGCAUGGACGCUGAGAAUGAGCCCAAGGUGUGGUACGUGUCGCUGGCGCUCUCCAAGGAUCUCACGCUCCUGUGGAUCAAACAGAUCAAAGACAUUUUGUGGUUUUGCUGUGAAUUUCUCAAGCAGCUUAAGCCUGACAUCUUGCAAGACUCCAGACUGGUCAAUUUGCACCUCACGAUGCUCGUCACCUUCACGGACACUUCGACGUGGAAAAUCCUUCGGGGAAAAGGUGAGACCCUGAGGCCUGCCAUGAACCACAUCUGUGCAAACAUCAUGGGACACCUGAAUCAGAAGGGAUUUUAUUCUGUGCUGCAGAUUUUGCUAACUAAUGGCUUGGCACGAUCCAGACCCUCCUUGUCCAAAGGCUCUUUAACUGCCAUCUUCUCUCUUGCAUUGCGCCCUGUGGUUGCUGCGCAGUUCUCAGACAAUCUGUUGAGGUCGUUUCUGAUCCAUAUCAUGUCUGUGCCUGCUAUAAUGACUCAUCUUGCUACUCUAACACCUGAGCGCCUGGCAGUGAUAGAAUCUCAUGAUCUUUUCCGCAAGUUCGUCCUGUUUUUAAGUCGUGAGGCACAAUGCCGAGACGUCUGCGUGUGCUUAGAAGGAAGCCACACUCUCUGUUUGUUAGGUAAUCUUGUGUACCUGGGCUCCUUGAACGACAGAGUUCUCGAGGAGGAGACAGCUCACUUUGUGGGUGUGCUCAUCCACAUGCUCUCCUACUGCCAGAAGUACGUUUCACAAAAGAAAUCCAACCUCACCCACUGGCAUCCUGUCCUGGGCUGGUUUUCACAGACUGUGGAUUAUGGAUUGAAUGAGUCCAUGCCUCUGCUGACGAAGCAACUGCAGCAUCUCUGGGGAGUCCAUAUGAUCCGCAUCCUCUUCAGUGAUGUGCUCAGCAAGAAAUUGCUGGAGAAUCAGGAAAUAGCUCAGCUGCCAACACAGCCAGUUUCCCCUCAGAACAGCCUUCCCAUGAAGAAUCUGUUCAAGAGAGCUUUCCAGAAGUCUGCCUCUGUCCGCAACAUCCUCAAGCCCGUUGGAGGCAAGCGGGUGGACUCGGCAGAGGUGCAGAAGGUGUGCAGCAUCUGUGUCCUCUACCAAACCACCCUCACGACGCUGACGCAGAUCCGCCUGCAGAUACUCACAGGCCUCACUUACCUGGAUGAUCUGUUGCCCAAAUUAUGGGCUUUUAUCUGUGAGCUGGGACCCCAGGGUGGGUUAAAACUCUUCUUGGAGUGCUUGAAUAAUGAUACGGAGGAAUCCAAGAGGCUGCUGGCCAUGCUGAUGCUCUUCUGUGACUGCUCCCGCCACCUUAUCACGAUUCUUGAUGACAUAGAAGUCUAUGAAGAGCAGAUUUCAUUCAAACUGGAAGAGCUUGUUACCAUCUCGUCUUUCCUGAAUUCCUUUGUAUUUAAGAUGAUCUGGGAUGGAAUUGUAGAGAAUGCCAGAGGGGAGACCCUGGAGCUGUUCCAUUCCGUCCACGGCUGGCUCAUGGUCUUGUACGAGAGGGACUGCCGCAGGCGGUUUGCUCCCGAGGAUCACUGGUUACGCAAGGACCUCAAACCCAGCGUGCUCUUCCAGGAGCUGGACAAGGACAAGAAACGAGCCCAGCUGCUCCUCCAGUACAUCCCGCACGUCAUUCCCCACAAGAACAGGGUGCUGCUUUUCCGAAACAUGGUUACAAAGGAGAAGGAGAAGCUUGGGCUGGUUGAAACCAGCUCUGCGUCACCUCACGUCACACACAUCACAAUCCGCCGCUCACGGAUGCUGGAGGAUGGAUAUGAACAGCUACGGCAGCUUUCCCAGAACGCCAUGAAGGGAGUGAUCAGAGUGAAGUUUGUGAAUGAUCUGGGAGUCGAUGAGGCUGGUAUUGACCAAGAUGGUGUCUUCAAAGAGUUUCUGGAAGAGAUAAUAAAAAAAGUGUUUGACCCAGCACUCAACUUGUUCAGGACCACGAGCGGCGACGAGAGGCUGUAUCCCUCCCCAACAUCCUACAUUCACGAGAACUACCUACAGCUCUUCGAGUUCGUGGGGAAGAUGCUUGGGAAGGCUGUGUAUGAGGGAAUAGUCGUGGAUGUACCAUUUGCCUCCUUCUUCUUGAGUCAGCUGCUUGGGCACCACCACAGUGUCUUCUACAGCUCCGUAGAUGAACUUCCCUCCUUGGACUCAGAGUUCUAUAAAAAUCUCACUUCAAUUAAGCGUUAUGAUGGUGAUAUCAGUGACUUGGGCUUAACGCUGUCCUACGAUGAAGAUGUGAUGGGUCAGCUUGUUUGCCAUGAACUUGUUCCUGGAGGGAAGACCAUUCCUGUUACCAAUGAAAAUAAGAUCAGCUACAUCCAUCUCAUGGCUCACUUCCGGAUGCACACGCAGAUCAAGAGUCAGACGGCAGCGCUCAUCAGUGGGUUCCGGUCGAUCAUCAAGCCUGAGUGGAUUCGUAUGUUCUCUGCACCGGAGUUGCAGCGGCUGAUCUCUGGGGACAACGCCGAGAUUGACCUCGAGGACUUAAAAAAACACACGGUGUACUACGGGGGCUUCCACGGGAGUCACCGGGUCAUCAUCUGGCUGUGGGACAUCCUGGCCCAUGACUUCAGCCCUGAGGAGAGAGCCAUGUUUCUCAAGUUUGUCACCAGCUGCUCCAGGCCUCCCCUUCUGGGCUUUGCCUACCUCAAGCCUCCUUUUUCCAUCCGCUGCGUGGAAGUCUCUGACGAUCAGGACACGGGCGACACGCUGGGCAGCGUGCUCCGGGGCUUCUUCACCAUCCGCAAGAAAGAGCCAGGCGGGCGUCUCCCAACCUCCUCGACGUGUUUCAACCUCCUCAAGCUUCCCAACUACAGCAAGAAGAGCAUCCUGCGGGAGAAGCUGCGCUACGCCAUCAGCAUGAACACCGGCUUCGAGCUGUCCUAGUUGCCGUGGCCCCGGACUCCGCGUUGGGGGGCUCUCGGAGCUGCUGACUGCUGCUGGGGGCGGAGGCCUUCAGGCGCAGAGGGUGGAUCAGCUCCGCGGGAGCUGGCUGCUCGCUCGAGGGCUGGAGAGAUGCAGCUGAUCGUGGAGGUACACAGGGAAGAGCUGCUGGGCCAGGCAGGGCUGGCUCUUGGGCACUGCUCCAGGAGGAAGGAGGUGGAUGGGCCUGACCCAAUACACUUCGCUUGACACCCACGUAAAUCGUCUUUCAAAGCAAACCCCGGGGGAGCAUAAAAGGAACGUUACAAGUGCCAGUCAGAUUAGUGACCGUCAUACCC